This is a messenger RNA of Trichogramma pretiosum, 556 nucleotides long. Its product is annotated as 60S ribosomal protein L27-like. Gene Ontology annotation, cellular component: cytosolic large ribosomal subunit; ribosome. Gene Ontology annotation, biological process: translation. NCBI's taxonomy places the organism in Eukaryota, Metazoa, Arthropoda, Insecta, Hymenoptera, Trichogrammatidae. Gene Ontology annotation, molecular function: structural constituent of ribosome. The record is from RefSeq and is a predicted model, not a curated record. The coding region runs from base 108 to 512 and encodes 134 amino acids. The transcript is spliced from 4 exons.
GAGGCCACCUCGAUCACUCGAACCGUAAUUUUCCAGCUUGAUUCUCAUCUCGACUAUCUUCCUAAGCUUUCUUUUUAACUUGGCUUUACGGCAAGUUUAACACCAAAAUGGUGAAAAUUAUGAAAAGCGGAAAAGUCGUGCUGGUCCUCAGUGGCCGGUACGCAGGACGUAAAGCAAUUGUUGUGAAAAACUACGAUGAGGGCACAUCGGAGAAACAAUACGGCCAUGCCUUGGUUGCAGGUAUCGACAGGUACCCACGCAAAGUUCACAAACGCAUGGGAAAGGCUAAAAUUCACAAGAAAUCUAAGAUAAAGCCUUUCAUCAAGGUACUCAACUAUAAUCAUGUUAUGCCUACCAGGUAUACAGUUGAUUUGCAGUUGGAGAAAAUUGCACCUAAAGAUCUUAAAGAUCCAAUGAAGAGGAAAAAGAUUCGUUUCCAGACCCGUGUCAAAUUUGAAGAAAGGUACAAAUCUGGCAAAAACAAGUGGUUCUUCCAGAAGCUCAGAUUCUAAUUUUUCAUAAUUUAAUAAACAUAACUUACAACAUUACCUCGAAA